Equus caballus (horse) is the source of this 4572-nucleotide messenger RNA. RefSeq names its product NUMB endocytic adaptor protein (gene NUMB). NCBI's taxonomy places the organism in Eukaryota, Metazoa, Chordata, Mammalia, Perissodactyla, Equidae. Gene Ontology annotation, cellular component: cytoplasmic vesicle; cytoplasm; basolateral plasma membrane. The record is from RefSeq and is a predicted model, not a curated record. Gene Ontology annotation, biological process: positive regulation of neurogenesis.
GUAUGCAACGGGGUGGGCCUGUUGUCAUGGGGGAGGUGGUGGCGCUUGGUAGCUGCUGGCGGCCGAGGUAGAGGCAGUGGCGCUGGAGUUGGUCGGGGGCAGCGGCAGAUUUGGGGCUUAAGAAACUUCUUUCAGGGAGGAGAGCAAGUGCAGCUGCUGUUGGAACCCAAGAUCUUGAUCCACAUCCAUAGAUUGGAAUAUUGGUGGGCCAGCAGCCAUCCUCAGACCCUCACUUAGGACAGAUGAGGAAACUGAGGCUUGGUGAAGUUACGAAACUUGUCCAAAGUCACACAGCUUGUAAAGGGCACAGCCAAGAUUCAGAGCCAGGUUGUGAAAAUUAAAAUGAACAAACUAAGGCAAAGUUUUAGGAGAAAGAAAGAUGUUUAUGUUCCAGAGGCCAGUCGUCCACAUCAGUGGCAGACAGAUGAAGAAGGGGUUCGUACUGGAAAAUGUAGCUUCCCAGUUAAGUAUCUUGGCCAUGUAGAAGUUGAUGAAUCAAGAGGAAUGCACAUCUGUGAAGAUGCUGUAAAGAGAUUGAAAGCUGAAAGGAAGUUCUUCAAAGGCUUCUUUGGAAAAACUGGAAAGAAAGCAGUGAAGGCAGUCCUAUGGGUAUCAGCAGACGGACUCAGAGUUGUGGAUGAAAAAACUAAGGACCUCAUAGUUGACCAGACAAUAGAAAAAGUGUCUUUCUGUGCCCCAGAUAGGAACUUUGAUAGAGCCUUCUCUUACAUAUGUCGUGAUGGCACCACUCGGCGCUGGAUCUGUCAUUGCUUCAUGGCUGUCAAGGACACAGGUGAAAGAUUGAGCCAUGCAGUAGGCUGUGCUUUUGCGGCCUGUCUAGAACGUAAGCAGAAGCGGGAGAAGGAAUGUGGAGUGACUGCUACUUUUGAUGCCAGUCGAACCACUUUUACCAGAGAAGGAUCAUUCCGUGUCACAACAGCUACCGAGCAAGCAGAAAGAGAGGAGAUUAUGAAACAAAUCCAAGAUGCCAAGAAAGCUGAAACAGAUAAGACAGUUGGUUCAUCAGUGGCCCCUGGCAACACUGUCCCAUCCCCGUCCUCUCCCACCUCUCCCACUUCGGAUGCCACUGCUUCUCUGGAGAUGAACAAUCCUCAUGCCAUCCCACGUCGGCAUGCACCGAUUGAGCAACUUGCUCGCCAAGGCUCUUUCCGAGGAUUUCCUGCUCUUAGCCAGAAGAUGUCACCCUUUAAACGCCAACUAUCCCUGCGCAUCAAUGAGUUGCCUUCCACCAUGCAGAGGAAGACUGAUUUCCCCAUAAAAAAUGCAGUGCCAGAGGUAGAAGGGGAAGCAGAGAGUAUCAGCUCCCUGUGCUCACAGAUCACCAAUGCCUUCAGCACACCCUCCGAGGAUCCAUUCUCAUCCGCCCCAAUGACCAAACCAGUGACAGUUGUGGCACCACAAUCUCCUGCCUUUCAAGCUAAUGGCACUGACUCAGCCUUCCAUGUGCUUGCUGCUAAGCCAGCCCAUACUGCUCUAGCACCCGUAGCAAUGCCUGUGCGUGAAACCAACCCUUGGGCCCAUGCCCCUGAUGCUGCUAACAAGGAAAUUGCAGCCAUACGUUCGGGGACUGAGUGGGGUCAAUCUUCUGGUGCUGCCUCUCCAGGUCUCUUCCAGGCUGGUCACAGACGUACUCCCUCUGAAGCCGACCGCUGGUUAGAAGAAGUGUCCAAGAGCGUCCGGGCUCAGCAACCCCAGGCCUCAGCUGCCCCUCUGCAGCCAGUUCUCCAGCCUCCUCCACCCACUGCCAUCUCCCAGUCAGCACCGCCUUUCCAAGGGAAUGCAUUCCUCACCUCUCAGCCAGUGCCAGUGGGUGUGGUCCCACCCCUGCAGCCAGCCUUUGUCCCUGCCCAGUCCUAUCCUGUGGCCAACGGGAUGCCCUAUCCAGCUCCUAAUGUGCCUGUGGUGGGCAUCACUCCCUCCCAGAUGGUAGCCAACGUGUUUGGCACUGCAGGCCACCCUCAGGCUGCUCACCCCCAUCAGUCUCCCAGCCUGGUCAAGCAGCAGACAUUCCCUCAGUAUGAAACAAGCAGUGCUACUGCCAGUCCCUUCUUUAAGCCUCCUGUUCAGCACCUCAACGGUUCUGCCGCUUUCAAUGGUGUAGAUGAUGGCAGGUUGGCUUCAGGGGACAAGCACACAGAGAUUCCUGCAGGCACCUGCCCGGUGGAUCCUUUCGAAGCCCAGUGGGCUGCAUUAGAAAGCAAGUCCAAGCAGCGUACUAACCCCUCUCCCACCAACCCUUUCUCCAGUGACUUACAGAAGACGUUUGAAAUUGAACUUUAAGCAGUCCCUAUGGCUUAUGUAUUUUGUCCAUACUUAGGCAAGGGCAGGGGGUGGACGUCAAAGGAGCAAAGGGGACUUUGUGUUCCCCAUCAGUGUACUUUUCACUAAUCCCAAAGGUCCCCAAGAAGCAAGUCCAGGCACAGAGUGCAAUGAGGGCUGAUUGUGAAAAAAUUGGAGAAAACCAUUCCUAGAGAAGAGCUGUCUUGCAGUUAGGUUAAAGAAGUCACAGAAAUGUUGCCCUCUUUUCCCCUCAUCAGCCCCUUACAAAUCUCUGGCAACAGAGAGGCGACAUAUCUGAACAGGAAUCUGUAUUCAAAGCACAUUUACUGGAAUAUAAAACACAACAGGAAGCAAAAUGAUCUCCCUUUGUUUUUCAGGCCAUUCACCUGCCUCCUCUCAGUGCUGGCCUGUCUUAGAGAUCAAGAACAGGGUGGCCUGUGCUUGGGCUUGGGACGAGAGGCAGGCUGCACUGCCAGAAUUCCCAGGAGGGCUCAUCGGCAGCUGCCCAGCAGAGCUAUAUUUUAGGGGUUAAGUUGAGCUUCCAUUUUGAGUAAGAAUAUUAUAAAUAUAUACAAAAAAGCCAAAAAUCUUUAUUUUUAUGCAUUUAGAAUAUUUUAAAUAGUUCUCAAUAUUAAAAAGUUGUAUGAGUUGUAAGUAAUCUUGCCAAAGGUAAAAGGGUUAGCUGUAAGAAAUUGUACAUAAGAUUGCUUUAUCAUUGAUGCCUAUUGAAGAUAAAGAGGAAAGGCUGGAAGUUGCAGACGGGAUCCCUAGCAAAUUAUGUGGUAUCAUUCAUUGUAAGUAGCACUUUGCAACAACAAUCAUGAUUAUGACCAAUACAGUCACUAGGGUGUAGUUUUAAAUAAAGAAAAUGAAAGAGCAGUAUUCUCCUGGUUUUAAACCUAUAAUGAAAUUCUAACGUCAUUAUUUUAAUGGAAUCAAUCUAAAUAUGCUCUAUAGAGAUUAUGUAUUUUCUUUUAUAUAUUGCUGCAGUUUCCUUAUGUUAAUCCUUUAUUUUAACACUAAGGUGACAAUGACAUAAUCAUAUCCAUAGACAGGAACGCAGGUUACUGUGUUGGUUUGUCAUGUGGGUCUUGGUGGGUUUUGUUUGUCCUUUAAGUUUUGUCCCCACAAGUUUUGUGGGGAUGGAGAUUCUGGUUUUAUUAGCUAUUGUGUGUGUGUCUGUCUGUGUGUCCUUCACCCUCCCCGUGGUGAGCAAACAUCCCAUUGCCAGUUGCAGCCACUUGACCUCUGGUAACACGUGAGAUCCCAUCUCAUUUUUACUUUUGAACGUUGGCCUUACAAUCAAAUGUGAGUUAUAUAUAUUUGUACUGAUGAGAAUUUAUAAUCUGCUUUAACAAAAAUAAAUGUUCGUGGUAGAAGCUUUCGCUCAUGCAGGGCUGUUCUUUCCCCUUUGCUUUAUUAGCAAAUGUAAUUUUUUUAGUUCUUUUUGGUCUUGUUCUCUCUCCAGUCUACUGCUGCUGCAAAUCUCUAGUUUGGUGGCUAGAAAGUCUUUUUUUGGGAGUGUUAUAUUCUUAAAAUUCAUAUUGGUAUUCAUUCUUUAGGCUUUGGUUGACCCUAAGCACAUCUCUAACAUCAGAUUCCUGUUGCUCAAAGUGUAGUCUGGAACAGCAGCAUGGACUUCUCCUAGGAGCUGGUUAGAGAGACAGAAUCUCAGCCCCACCCCAGACCUAGUAAUCAGGCUGCAUUUCAACAACAUUCACAUUCUGAGAAGUCUGGGGCUAGAGCAGCGAUUCUCAACCUUGAAUACAUGUUAGAAUCACUUGAGGAGCUUUUAAAAUCCUCAUGCCCAGCACAUACUCCAGACCAGUUAAAUCAGAAUCUCUGGGGAGUGGAACCCCAGGUUGUUUAAAAGCUCCCAAUAUAGAAGAGGGUUGAGAGCCACUGAUCUAGAUUGAGUUUUACUCUCACCUCUAACCUUAGCACACUAUUCUGUGACGAGUUCUAAGAAGAGCUAAUCUCAAACUUACCUUCCAAAGCAUGUCACCAAUUGACCAAAUAGAGGUUUAAUUAAAGGGCUGAGGAGUCCAAGAAAGUGGCCCUUAUUUUCCAAUUUCUAUAGCAAAACCAGCCAUGGUAAAUGAAAUGGGAUGCUCCUCAAAACUUUUUAAAAUGGAAAGAAAAAAAGAUCUCUGCCCCUGGCCCAUGUUUCCUUUGUUGAAUGAGAGGUGGACCAAGAAGUGUCACUCACCCAUGAUGCAGUUUUCUCUCUUCCAGCCAGUGUGUUGGUAAUAAAAGUCACUUUUCAGAGCC